CCGUAUUAGGCCCAUAACAUCAUAUCUUUGUGUUGCAAUGAAUCACAGAGCAUGCUCACUACAACUAGACUAAAACUAUUUGCAGUGAUGUGUGGUGGGCUACGUAAUGCGCCCUCUGGACGCUUGUGUAAUGCCAACGAUAGAGCAUUAUUAAGUCGUGAUGCGAAAAGUAGGGGCUUUAUUUUUUCUUUAAAUUCGUCGAGGCUUGACUCGUCAAAUUAGAGAGCGCUAGCCCACUUCAGAGACACAUACUAGAAUGGACUAUUACCGACGACAGAUACCUCGCGGUGUAUCUGCCGGUCUCUUCAGCUGCUGUUGUGUCCACUGCUGCAAUCGAAUUCGGUUUCCUUGCUCUGACUGCAGACACAGGAGCUAACAAACGGAGACAGUUCAAACAGUUGCCUACAUCCAGUAGAAAUCAGAUGCGUUGUGCGGGGAGCGCUUUGUUGAAAGGCCUUUUCGUUUCAGACGUUAAGCGGACAUCGGAGAGGUCCUUUAUAGCCAUUAUUUUAAAUGAUUUACCGUGGAAUGGAGUAAUUUGUGCAAGAGGAACGACAUUAAGCAGUUUAUGUGCGUGUGAUGAUAGGAGACACAAUGACGCUGUUGUCUCUUCUUGGUCGGAUCAUGCGUUAUUUCUUACUCAGGCCAGAGACCUUGUUUUUGUUAUGCAUAAGCUUGGCUUUGUGGAGUUACUUCUUCCAUACGGAUGAAGUAAAGACCAUUGUGAAAUCCAGCCGUGAUGCUGUGAAAAUGGUUAAGGGGAAAGUGGCAGAGAUCAUGCUUAACGAUAGACUUGGAGGUCUGGAUGUCGCAGAUGCUGAAUUUUCUAAAACCUGGGAGUUCAAAAACAACAAUGUAGCUGUGUACUCCAUCCAGGGCAGGAGGGACCACAUGGAAGACCGCUUUGAAGUACUCACAGACAUUGUUAAUAAAAGUCACCCGUCCAUAUUUGGGAUAUUCGACGGUCAUGGUGGAGAGUCGGCUGCAGACUUUGUGAAGGCGCACCUGCCCGAGGCGCUGCGGCAGCAGCUGCUGGCCUAUGAGCGGGAGAAGAGGGAGAGCCAGCUCUCUUACCCCGCUAUCUUGGAGCAGCGCAUUCUGGCAGUGGACCGCGACAUGGUGGAGAAGUUUUCCGCCUCCCAUGACGAAGCAGGUACAACAUGUUUGGUGGCCUUACUCUCUGAUAGAGAGCUGACAGUGGCUAAUGUUGGGGACUCCAGGGGUGUUAUUUGCGAUAAAGAUGGAAAUGCAAUUGCAUUGUCACAUGACCACAAGCCCUACCAACUCAAGGAGCGCAAGAGGAUCAAGAGAGCAGGUGGAUUUAUCAGUUUCAAUGGCUCCUGGCGUGUCCAGGGCAUCCUAGCCAUGUCACGCUCCCUGGGAGACUACCCACUCAAGAACCUCAACGUGGUUAUCCCUGACCCCGAUGUGCUUACCUUCGACCUGGACAAGCUCCAACCUGAGUUCAUGAUCCUGGCCUCAGAUGGACUGUGGGAUGCCUUCAGCAAUGAGGAAGCAGUGCGCUUUGUGCGGGAGCGUCUUGACGAGCCACACUUUGGGGCCAAGAGCAUUGUGCUGCAGUCGUUUUACCGUGGUUGCCCAGAUAACAUCACUGUCAUGGUGGUCAAGUUUAAGAGCGGGCCUAGUGGCAGGGCGGCAGAAUAGACUCGGUUUUGAGUUUUUGAAGGAAGAGAGGACACCUGCGUUGAGUUCCUAUACAGACUCUUUACCUUACUAAAAGAUGGGUACAGUGUAAUGUACUGACAUACAUAUCUUAAACACUGUUAUUUAUGAAAAAUAUUGUUUUCGUAAUGACUUGUGAAAUGAACACAAUUUUGUGUUUUUAGAGUCCCUGUCUAAGAAAUUAUUAUUAUGCAUCAACAAGUUCAUAGUCACUGGAAUUUCUGGGAAAAUGGAAGGGUUUUAUUUUUUUAACCUAUACAUUCAGGUGUACCAGGUACUGUUUACUAAUUGUAAUGGCACUGCAUAUUAUUCAAACGCCAGGUAGUUAUGGCACUGAUAUAAUCCUGAGAUUUUUUUUCUUUUUGUUUCCUGAACUAAGCAACUUAAUGUAAUCACAAAAUGCCUGUGCUUACAGCCCAAUCUCCCAUUUGUCUACUAAAUGACAGAAUAUGACUCAAUCUGCAUGGCAUCCUAAGGAGGAUCUGUGGAUAACUGUUGUAGUAUGACUUACCAAGCACAAUGGCCAUAGUAGGCGCUUGAUAAUGUCAGGUGCUUUGUGAUAUUGAUUUUGUUAAUAUCAUACAGGAUAGAGGUAUCUGAUAACAGGUCACAAAUGGUAGCACAGUCAACUGACCAGCUUCGCUAAUUGUACUGUUGUUAAUGUCUACUGCUUUGUUAUGUCACUCCUAUUAUUUAGUGAUCGAUGUAGCCUUACUGUAUGUUAUGCUAUUUCGUGGCCUUUUCAUUUGCCAAUAAGGUCAUUGCCAAAUAAUAUGUGCAGAUACCAGUCAAAA
Molecule: messenger RNA, 2477 nt
Organism: Alosa sapidissima (American shad)
Lineage: Eukaryota; Metazoa; Chordata; Actinopteri; Clupeiformes; Clupeidae
Gene: ppm1la
Product: protein phosphatase, Mg2+/Mn2+ dependent, 1La
Exons: 4
Coding region: 580-1665 (361 amino acids)
Biological process (GO): protein dephosphorylation
Molecular function (GO): protein serine/threonine phosphatase activity; cation binding
Source: RefSeq, a predicted model, not a curated record